UUUUUGGGCUCUUUUGGAGGGUGGAGUCCGCGGGUUUUGGGCUCUUUUUGGAGUAAAAGUGCGCGGGAAUACUGCCGCAGACCUGGCAACCCUGGUCUGCAGUCUCGCACUCAGCUGGCGAGCUGCUAUUGUUUACGGUGUGCUCGGGGACGGCAAUGUGCUCUUUGUCAUGGCUGUUAGAACAUUAUCAAGAGUCAUCUCUCUGACUGCUGUCCGGAAUGCCCUUUUACAGCCUUUCCACCAUGGUCUGCCCCUUCCUGUACCCAGCCACUACCUCAGUCAGUCCCUCACAGCCCACUCUGCCUGUCAGCCCCAGUCUCUUGGUAGACUUUAUGGGAAAGGAACUGUUUGCUUCCAAUUGAGUCCUGGUGUCAGAAUCAAGAGUGCUGAAACAUACUGUCAGACCAUUGCCUCCUGUAGGAAUGCCAGGAAAAACUUGGUGCAGGGCAUUCAGAGAGCUGUCAGGAAAGCCUGCAGGACAAGUGUGAAGAGGAGCAGAAUGGCAUGGCAAACUACCUCGCUGGGCAUGGCAUUUUUGGCUCCAUCUUUAAUGCAUGAAACUGAAAAGCCAGUACCUGUCCAAGUUGUACAACCAGAAGUAAAGCGAAAGAAGAGAGGAUGGUGGUCACAGCUGUUUGCCAAUGUGUAUGAGUUUCUGUGUGUUUGUCUUCGGGCUUUACGGCUGCUAGGAACAUUUACACCCAUCCUGAUGCUGUAUCCUGUCACUUACCUGGGCAAGACAGCCACUGACACCUGGUGGGGACUGCUUCUGACAGCAAUUGAGUUUUCUGGCCCAAUCUUGAUCAAGUUGGGUCAGUGGGCCUCCACUCGUAGGGACUUGUUCCCAGACACCUGCUGCUCUCAGUUCUCACGGCUGCAGCGCCGCAUCAAGCCCCACUCCUGGCGCUUCACCAGACACCAGAUGAAGAGAGCCUUUGGGCCCAAUUGGAGAAAGGUCUUUGUUAAGUUUGAUAAUGAUGGAAAUCCCAUUGGCUCAGGCUGUGUAGCACAGGUAUACAAGGUGUGGAUGAGUGCAGAGGCAAUCCCUGAUGAGGAGCUGCUGGAGGAGAUCCUCGCAGAGAUGGAUGAUGAAGGCAGUAUCUUGGAAGGUCUAGAGGUGAUGGGACUAAGGCAGCUAUUUAGUGCGGGCCUCGGCCUGCUUGGCAUCAGCAGCAAGAUGGAUCCUGACAACCUACUUGCCCUGAAGGAGUUCUAUCAAUUGAGAGAAGAGAGGAGGAGCAGGGAGAGGGAGAAGCAGAAACUCCUGGAACAUGAGGCACAACAAGCUGCUCAAGACUCAGAGGAACCUUCAUCAGCACCUGAAGUACGCAAAGAACUCCCAUCAGUAGACACCCUGCCCUCAGAGGAAAGUGAGAUGGAUGUAAGUCCUUAUCAGGCAGAGGAUGCUGCACAGGCACAAGCACAGGAAGCGGAAGACAUAGAAGAUGCACCCACACACCAGCUUGUGGAGGAAUGGCAGGAGGCAGAGCUGGACAAGUCCCUACCAGUGAGUGAGGGACCGCUUGAGGACAUGGAGGGCCUUGUACCAGUGGCUGUCAAGGUGCUGCAUCCUAGCAUUGCUGAGACAUUUAGGAGAGACUUGAGAAUCCUAAAGGCAUGUGCCAGCUUCGUUACCAUCCUGGUUCCUCCACUCAGGUGGCUCUCCCUCCCUCAGUGUGUAGAGGAAUUUGGCCAAGUCUUGGCAGCACAGAUUGACUUGAGAGUUGAAGCUCAUAACCUGGAAAAUUUCUCUGAAAACUUUGCUGAUGUCCCCUUCAUUAAGUUUCCUCGGCCACUGAGACCUUAUGUGACAUCAAAGGUAUUAGUGGAGACCUUUGAGGAAGGGGAGGCUAUGCUGGAUGUGAUGAGGGCACCAGAGGAGAGUGACACAAGCCAGCUCAAGAAGCGCCUAGCAGAGAUUGGUGUGGAUGCCCUGCUGAAAAUGGUAUUUGUGGAUAACCUGGUGCAUGGGGACCUGCAUCCUGGUAACUUACUGGUGCAGAACAUCACCUCAGGGACUGCCACUGGGGAUCAGGUGAGGGUCAUGAUGGUGGACAUUGGCUGUGACACCUUUGUGAUGGACGUGCAGCCAGACCCCAACCCACUACGCAUCUGCUUUCUUGAUUGUGGUGUGACCUCCAGACUCACUGAACAGAAUCUGGCUAGAAUCCGAGCUGUUUUCAAGCAAGUCGUCAUUGGAGAUGGGGAGUCGGUGGCUGAACUGUUCCUGGAGCACAGCGAGCAUGAGUGUGCUGACCAUCAGGCUUUCAAGGAGGAUGUGGACGGUCUUGUCCAGGCAGCUCGGGAGAGUACUGUGUCCCUGUCCCAAGUGGAUGUUGGUGUAUUGCUGCAGCAGGUGUUGGGUGUGCUGCUCAAACACAAGGUACGGCUUGAAUCUGCCUUUAGUGCAGUGGUCUUGGCAAUAUUCGUGCUGGAAGGUCUAGGCCGCGCCCUAGACCCUGACAUGGACAUUCUAGAGCGGGCACGACCAAUCCUGGUGACAGACAAGCUCCUGUGAGUGAUAGAGACCUGCUUCGCUUUCAUGCCAGGUAGAUUGUAAACGGGUAUGGGCAUGUGCCAGCACAGCAGCCAGACUACAUUCUGGUGCACUCCUUUUCCUGUUGAGUUCUCUCACACACCCUCACUGCUAGUUUAUAGGUUUUAGCAGUACUUGAUUGAUUUCUGUAGUUUUCAUAUUUUAAGUUAUUAAAAGAGAAAUUAAUUAUCUUCAAAGAAAUGUGAAUUAAUCUCAUACAUCAUAAAUUAAUUAUAUUUCUGUACAUUACCUCUUAAAGAUGGCUGGUGUGAAAGCUAAACAAUUAAUAUUAGUGUGAAUGCAUGCUUUAGUACAAAACUAAUGACAUCUAUUGACACAUGCAAGUUAUCAUUGCUGCACAACUAACCUACACACAAUGUAGGGACUUGUCCUGUCACCAUGAAGGUCUUGAGGCAAAGAUGUGAGGGAAUACCUGUGAAUGUGAUAGGGAACUUAUGUAGUACACAGCUUGUUUUGGUUACCUCCCUUUAAGGAAGAUGUCAUUCUGCCAUAUAGACAGAUGAAUUGUCAUUAUUGCUUGUACUAAUGUGACUGUGAGUAUAGUCUGGGAUCUUGUCUUGGCUAUCCUCUUCACAUGGAUGUCAAUCCGGUAUAUAGGUACUGGUACACAAAAAUGUUAUUUGAUACCUAAAGUGAAUACAGUAAUAUAUAUAAUUUUGGUGUUGAUUGCUGAGAUGUUUACUUCUUACACAAAAUUGAAUACAGAUGAGAGUGAGUGUGGAUGCUACUUUUCAACUUCAUAUUUAAGGUAUUGCAUCAUUAGUUAUAAUUAAAAUUUUAGCUGUUCUCAGUGUUCAUUUGAAUUCAUAGAAAUUUUUAUCAAACAGUUGAUUUAAUUUGUGGGAUUAAUUAUUAAAUUUAAAUGGGGUUUAAUUUCCAGUUAAAAAAGAAAAAGUUGGUCAUUAAAGAAAUUCUUUACCCAUCAUGGAAGAGACAGGGUUUGUUUGUUUUUUUCAAAUUUUGCCUCAGGUCUCACCAAUUAAUGCAGCCAACAACAAAUAAGAGGCAUGCUACUGAUUGGCAGCUGAAGUGCUGUAAUUACUUUAUGUAUUUAGUUAUAUAGCAUAUUUAGUAGAUGUCUCAAGACUGUUCUCUCUGUGUAAUAUCUGCAUCAUACAACAUUCAUACUUAUUCCUUCAAAUGUUUUACCUUUACUAUUUGCAGUGACUCUCUUUAAAGAGGGAGUCAGUGUCAUUUUUGUCAUACUAUUAUUAUUACCAUUAAUAUCUGGGUAUUUCUUGAUCAUCAAGGAUAUAAGUGGACAUUAUUUUUUCUUCCAUAAAGAACCUUGCAGCUUUACUCUGCAUGCAUCAUUCACUAUUUAUUUACCUCAUAGUGUAUAUAUAUUUAGUUUCUUGUAAGGUGUACUUCAGGCACCAAAUGAGAUAAACUUUGAACACAAUGACCUUUAAGAAUCAUUAUUUGCUGACCUCAUACUAAUUUUUGUUGUCAUAUGAAAUUGUUGACAUACAGGUGGCUUACUCUGGUGUAAUGCCUAUCCAUUGCUGCAUGUUCCACUAUCUGUAUUUCAAUUAUUCUUUCCUGUACUUCACAUAUACCAAUAUUGUUAUUACGUAUUAUUAUGCUAACAUCUUUUAUGUUGUUGAGGCUAUCAUGCACCUUAAGAUCCCAUUACUUUUUCUUUUUAGUCAUGAUUGUCUUUGCUUUUCCAUGACCCCUUAAAAGCAGGCACAUCAUUCAACUUUUAUUUAUUUUUUUAUUCAUUUUAUUGUUUUUUCUUCAGUUAACAUCUUUAUAUUUGUGAUUUCUCUCUCUCUCUCUCUCUCUCUCUCUCUCUCUCUCUCUCUCUCUCUCUCUCUCUCUCUCUCUCUCUCUCUCUCUCUCUCUCUCUCCAUUUUGACAUGUUGCUAAUUCCCUAACAACGAGUCUUAAACAAGUGAGCUGAAGAAAAGCUUCUGUGUGGCAUUAUCUUACAGCUCUUAAGGAACAUCAGCUAUUUACUAAACAACCACUGAACUAAAGACUGGCAUGCUGCUCUGAGCUGCUGUCCUCUGUCAUGUUAUGUUCACAUGCUCUUCUUUGUAGCUUGGGUUUGUCAAGAUUACUAGAUUUGUAAAUACAUCUGUUUUAUGUGCACUGCUGAUUAUAACUUCCAUGACACCUCAGUAAAAUUAAUAUCAUCUGUUUGGAAGCUAAUCUCAUUUUAAUUUAUUUACUAUUAUUUUUUAACCUUAGGAAAACCUGAAGAGAAGAGUAGUAUUAGUAUCCCAGGACUAUGGAAAUAAAAGAGAUGAGUGCCAUACCAAAAUAUAAAAAUGUAUAUAAUUUUUGUCAGCCUGAUACAGUUGUGAUAUCACGUAUAUACUCAUUCAUCAUUGCAACAGCACAGCAGGUAGAGUUGGCCACUGCAAACUGCAAAUUCUGUUAAUGGCUGUGUCAUUAUGUUUGCAACAAACUGCCUACAAGUUAGUAGUUUUACAUUUGCAGAUGUAAUUCAGCCAAUACAAAUCUCUCCACAAAUUUGCUCAUUUUGUAGUAAAAAAAUUAAUAAAAAUGAAAUGAAAUGAAAUAAAAAUAAAAAUAAUAAUAAUAAAUAAAUAAAAAGUAAAAAAGUUUGAUACACUACUAUCAUAAGAUUAUAAAGUAUACAGGGUGUAACUCAGAGUUCUGCAGAUAUUUCUGGAGGUGGAAAGUACAGGUUAUUCUAAGUGGAGAAUGUUCAAUGCAGAUAUGCAUUUUGAGGCUUUGUUUAGUUGUGGUAUGAAAUUCAGAUGUGGGCAGGUAACACAUUCACAAUGACCAGGCUGGACGGGUAACCAUGGCAGAGAAACAGCAUGUCCACAUACUCCAUAUUACUGUGUGUGGCAUUGCUGGCAGUGGUUUUUCUCUCAAACUUAUGC
Messenger RNA from Scylla paramamosain (green mud crab), 5418 nucleotides. RefSeq lists its product as uncharacterized. The record is from RefSeq and is a predicted model, not a curated record. The transcript has 13 exons. The coding region runs from base 170 to 2518 and encodes 782 amino acids. NCBI's taxonomy places the organism in Eukaryota, Metazoa, Arthropoda, Malacostraca, Decapoda, Portunidae. Gene Ontology annotation, cellular component: mitochondrion.